AUGCUACUUUUAAGGACGCUUUAUCCAUAUUCUGUACUGCUACUGGUGCUGCUAUUUCAUGUAGCUGUAGCAGUUGUUGCUGCUGCUGCUAGUGCCGGAGAGCUUGAUGUUGCGGUCGAAGCUCCCUGGGCAAAAACUGAUUUUAUCCCCAACUUCAUUGAGAGCGUGGCAGGGUUCGAUGAAAAUCUAUAUAUACCUACCAUUGAGGCGAUAUUUGGUGGCUCGGGAGAUGAAGACGACGACAACGAAUUGGAGACUUUCACAGAUCAAGAGAUUUACAGGCACGCUAUAGAUCGACUACAGCUCAACAAGUCAUCGGUGGACUUUAUCAAUUUCAACUUGGCGACCAAGAAAUUCGUACCGCGAGCGAUUGCCCAUUAUAACCAUUAUGACAAACUUCUAGCAGAGCAGGGGGAUAAGUUGAAAUUGAAAUGCUCCCACGAUCUGUUUGGGAACUUGGUGGAAACCAAGAAUGGAGCAAUCGCAAGCUGGGCCUCAUGCAAUAACAAAAUAUACUGUUCCGCAAAUGACUUAUUUGCAAUCCAAACUGACAAGUGCGAUACAGAUGUUCUUUUGUUUGAUAGAAUAGUUGGCAACAACACUGCAUCGAGCUUGUUGACUUUUUAUGGAGACCCCGCGACUGAGUCUGCUAGAAAUUUUCUCAAAAUUUUGAACCACGAGGCAAGGGCGGGUAAACUACGCUUCAUUUGGAGAUACAUUCCAUCAACACUGGGAACACGCAAAAAGGACACUUUAAGUGGAUACUCUGCAGAGUUGACCUUGCUUGAAGCUGAUGCUAUUGAAAGUUUUCAAACAGCCAAUAGUGAUUGGCAUUUGCCGCAAGACUUUGUCGAGAUUAGCCAUUCUAAUCAGAUUAUACGAGCCAAUCGCGACAGCAGCAUCAAUGACGUUGGUGCAAAGAUUGUAUCGUUUGUGCUUUCAAAUACAAAACUCGCAAAAUUCCCCAAGUUUAAUGUGCUAAAGACGAUUUUGAACGAUUUACCAAAGUUCUUACACUACCUACAACUACUUCCCAACGACUAUGCGUUUCAAAAAGUCAAGUCGCGAGCGCGUGAUAACGAAAAGGCGGGUUUGCUGCUGGAUUCACUUGGAAUUUAUAUCAACGGCUCGCCCAUUCACCAAUUGGAACUAGACAUUUUCAAACUCGGUGAUAAGAUCCAGGAGGAGUUAAAGUUUGUUGAUGAGAUCACCAGGCUUGGUUUCACCACAGCACAGGCUAAAUUACUCAUUUCGAAAUUUGCUUUGCUCUCGGCGGUGAAACAGGCCCAGUUUGAAAGUGGAAACACCUUGAUGGGCAACAACGAGAAUAGGUUCAAAGUUUAUGAAUUCAACUCCAACUCCAACUCCAAUUUCCAAUCUAACUCAGUUAAAAGCGGCGGGGUUGUGUUUUUCAAUGAUGUCGAAAAAGAUCGAAACUACGAUAUGUUUCUGAGUAACCGCCAUGAGGUUUAUCUUGGUCCCGAAUCCGCCAAAUUGAAACCUAACCAGUUGCCGCCAUUGAAGGAGAAUAUCCAUGACUUGAUUUUUGCCAUUAAUCUAGGCAGCAAGGAACAACUAAAAGUGUUUUUUGCAUUCUCAAAGCUCAUCUUGGACACGGGGAUUCCGCAGCAGAUUGGAUUGCUCCCAUUAGUUGGCGACGACCCUUUGGACAUUGAGCUCGCGAGGGCCUUCUACCAUAUAUUGAAAAACCUGAAUCCGAUCGAAGCCAUGGCUUUGUUGUACAAGUACUUGGAAACAAAAGAUGAAAAGGAGGUGGUUGCGUUGAUUGCCAAAGCUGAAGUAGCCGAUUCAUUUCAAAUCGAUUUGGAAACCGUCCCAAAUCAAUUUUCAAUUUCGGUUCCGUCUAUAAUAGUCAAUGGUGUUAUUCACGAUUUAGCAUCAAGCAACUGGCAAAUCUCAAUGAGCAAACAGAUUGCUCAAGAUGUAAAUCUUGUGAAAUCGUUUCUUAAGCAGGGCCCCGUAGAGGCGAAAUUGAAAGAUUUAAUUUAUCAAAACGCAAAGAAAAAGAGGAAUCUUCAAGUCCACCCUUUGAACCCUCGAGACAACUUGUAUAAACGGGUGGAUGAGGAUCUUUACAAAGUGUCGAUUGCGUUUAAAAAGAUUGAUGAGCCCGAGAGAGUGCUGCUGGGCACUUUUUGGCUCGUAUCCGACUUUAAGAAGGAGGUUCACCUCACCCAACUCGCCACCUUGUUGAGGAUGAUGAGAAAGGAACCAGUACAGGUUCGCGUUAUCAACUUGGGUGACCCCACGAGAUUUGACGAGAUUGUCCAGAGCUUUAAAAUCAACUCAUUGACAAACUCUGAGAUUGAAAAAAUCAUUGCAAAACUUGGCAUACCAACAACAUCCAGCUAUGGGAGAAAUGAGGAGACUGCAAAGUUGUUGGAAUCAAAAAUGCUCCCAUCUCGGCAUUCAUAUUUGUUGCUCAACUCAAGGUACAUAAGGUUGGAUGACAACAUGAUUAAUUCAAACGACUUGAAAGAUCUUUUGGACUUGGAAACGUCGCAACGUCUUCGAUUAAUUGAAGACAUCUUAGUGUCUUAUCCUGACAAAUUUUUGAAUAAAAUUGGCGAUUUCAAAAACAAGGUUCCGUGGUUGAACAGCAUGGAUUGGUUUGACUUGUUAUCAAGCGUGGUUACAAAAUCGUUUCAGACGGACGAUAAGAGCUUUGUGGUUGACGUCAACAGGUUUGACUUUGACUCUUUGGAUUUGAGCAACCUGGUGGAAGUUACUCGUCACGAUGACUCCAAGCCAGUAGACCUUUUGCUCCUCAUUGAUCCCUUGAAAGAAUACUCCCAAAAGCUAGUGAAUAUGCUUGACUCCGUCAAGGACUUUUCAUUCUUGAAUAUCAGAAUAUUGAUGCAGCCGAAAUUAAACAACAACAACAACAAAGAAGAGGUUCCUGUAAGAUUUUACAGAGGCGUCUACCCCAGGUCAGUCCCCGAAUUUGAUGCAAAAGGACGAUGGGCACAACAGCACAACGCCGCGUUUGAGCUGCUCGCGCCGGAAGAGUACAAGCUCGAGGUCGAUGUACCAAGGCGAUGGAACAUCGUGUCCAAACUGUGCUCCCCCACUGUGGACCUAGGCCAUUUUAAAGCAAAUGCAGACAAAAACAUUUCCGUCAAGUACCUUUUAUCCAAUUUGAUCAUCGAGGGAGAUGCCAGACUUGUGCUGGCGGCAGGAAGGAAACCUGAUCGAAUAGUGUUGGCUAUUCUGAGUGAUUGGCAUAGUAAAGACACUAGUGUCAUGUCUGCAAUGAGAUAUUUCCAAUUACCAGCUGUUGCUGGUGUAAACACCCUCAAAGCAGAUUCCAAGCAUGGCUUACUCUCUGUUCUGCACAAAUUUGAAUCCAACCUUGCAGCAAAAGACAAAAUGGAUGUGCCGAUUUUCAGCUUGGAUGGAGCUAAAUUGCUCACGCGUCUUGCUUGCCAGGAACAGGAGAAGGAAAUAACCGAGGUGAAAGCACCCGGCGCGGAUAUCAACAUAUUCACCAUCUUGACAUUGCAAGAUCACUCGAGUGCAAAACUAGCAGCAGGUAUGAUAGCAUCUGUGAGGAAACAUAAUCUGCAAAAGCUGAUUAAAUUCUGGAUACUCGCCACAUUCGUGUCACCGGAAUUCAAAUCGCUAAUCCCAUUGCUUGAAGAAAAAUAUACAGUUGAGAUUGAAUUGAUCUCCUACAAAUGGCCCAAUUUUUUGAGGAGCCAAAGGGAUACGGCGAGAGUGUGCCUGGGGUACAAGAUCUUGUUUCUCGAUGUGCUUCUCCCACAAACACUUGACAGAGUUAUCUUUAUGGACGCUGGUCUGAUUUGUCGAUCCGACUUGACAGACUUGGUCAAUUAUGACUUGAAGGGCGCACCUUACGCCUUUGCUUCCAUGUGUGAGACCAAACAUGACUCGGAAAAAUUCUGGAAGCAGGGAUUCUGGCUCGAAGCGUUAAAGGGCGAUUUAAAAUAUCACCAUAGUGGCAUGUUUGUUGUUGACUUGCAAAAAUUCAGAGACCAGCGCGUAGGUGACGCUCUCCGCUACCACUACCAGAAGCUAUCUAGCGAUCCUCAAUCCUUAGUCAUUCUCGACCAAGAUCUCGUCAACACCAUGCAGAGACAAGUUGCAAUAGAGACAUUACCGCAAACUUGGUUGUGGGACCGUAACUGGUGUUCCGAUAAAAACUUGGAAGAGGCUCGAAUAGUUAUGUUGAAUGACGGAGUUGACAACAAGGUUGUUGAGGCCAGAAAGGUGUUGCCAGAAUGGCCCGACUAUGAAGAGCAAAUUGAUUCUCUACUUUCACGAGCUAAAACGCAAGAAAAACCGGAACAGGAACAGGAGAAGGACGACGACUAUGACGACGACGAAGGACUUGAAGAACUUGAGAAUCAGGCCGAUUUCAACAGCGAUGAUGACAAUGAUAAAGACUAUCACGACGAGCUCUAG
Messenger RNA from Lodderomyces beijingensis, 4446 nucleotides. The record is from the annotation of a GenBank genome assembly. Lineage: Eukaryota; Fungi; Ascomycota; Pichiomycetes; Serinales; Debaryomycetaceae.